GUGCGCCUGCGUGCGAGCGGCGGCCGUCGGGGCGAGGGGAGGAGGGCGGUUUGGCCCAUCUCAUCCCAUCCGCAUUCAUCCGUUUCCGUCCGUCGUCAUCCAUCGCCAUCGAUGCUCCCAGGGAACCGGAGCGGGUUUGGCAGGUGAGAGAGCAGCUCAGGGAGCAGGUGGGAGAUGCCACUCUUCGGGAGUACAUUCAGUCCCAAAAAGACGCCACCUCGGAAGUCCGCCUCCCUCUCCAAUCUGCACUCGCUGGACAGAUCCACCCGAGAAGUUGAGCUGGGCCUCGACUAUGGCACUCCCACCAUGAACCUGGCUGGCCAGAGCCUGAAGUUUGAAAAUGGCCAGUGGAUAGCAGAGAUCGGGGGCAGCGGAGGCGGGGACCGCAGAGAGGCCCAGCGCCUGCGCAAGCGGAACCAGCAGCUGGAAGAAGAGAACAAUCUCCUGAGACUCAAAGUGGACAUCUUGCUGGACAUGCUCUCCGAGACGACGGCCGAGUCCCACCUCAUGGAGAAGGAGCUGGAUGAACUGAAGAGUCAUGUCCGGAGGAGGAAGUGAAGGCCAGAGAGGGCGGCAGAGGAGAGAAAUCUCCCCUUUCCGGCACAGAAGGACUCGAUACGAUCGUUCAGCCGAGGCGGCGGAUUGGAGUCAGGGAGGGAGAAGUCGGUAGAACACGGGGCUUUCUCCUCGCUUCGGCCUAGGAGACGGACUUGUAAAAUACGGAAGGAAUCUCCGGGCGAGGGGAGUACAUGACCCGGCUUACGCAUAACGUCCUUCACGAAUGCAGCGGUCCGGCGGCUACCGCGAUCAACCCCGUUGUGUUCUUCACACUCAUCCCUACCCCGACUUUAGGCUCGUUGCAGGCCUGGUCCAUAGGUAACUAGCUAACUUCCUCCUGUAAGGGAGCAAGUGUGCGGGUAAACCGCUUCACCCCAGCUGCCACGUUCUCUGUAUGUCUGACUCCAGUUAAGCCCCCACUUCCUCUUACUUGUUCUUGGAGGAUUUCCCCUGGAUAGCCACAAGCAGAGGAGAGGGACGGGGAAUCCGCCCAGCCUUCUUUUCCUCGGUACCAGCUCCCCCUGCCCUUCUCCUGUUAGUGCAAUUUCCAAUUUUUUAGUUUCCUUUUUUAUUAAACGAGAUUAAGUAAAGCUU
Ornithorhynchus anatinus (platypus) is the source of this 1152-nucleotide messenger RNA. It is a transcript of the gene CBY1, whose product is annotated as chibby family member 1, beta catenin antagonist. Gene Ontology annotation, cellular component: nucleus. Bases 175 to 558 code for a protein of 127 amino acids. The transcript is spliced from 5 exons. The record is from RefSeq and is a predicted model, not a curated record. Gene Ontology annotation, biological process: negative regulation of Wnt signaling pathway. Lineage: Eukaryota; Metazoa; Chordata; Mammalia; Monotremata; Ornithorhynchidae.